Molecule: messenger RNA, 1185 nt
Organism: Merops nubicus (carmine bee-eater)
Lineage: Eukaryota; Metazoa; Chordata; Aves; Coraciiformes; Meropidae
Gene: CPM
Product: carboxypeptidase M
Exons: 7
Coding region: 90-1169 (359 amino acids)
Biological process (GO): proteolysis
Cellular component (GO): cell surface
Molecular function (GO): zinc ion binding; metallocarboxypeptidase activity
Source: RefSeq, a predicted model, not a curated record
UUAAAGGUAGAGACCUGUGGGUUCUUGUUCUGGGAAGGUUUCCAACCCAUCAUAAGAUUGGCAUUCCAGAAUUCAAGUAUGUUGCUAAUAUGCAUGGGGAUGAGACCGUUGGGAGAGAAAUGCUCCUCCAUCUGAUAGACUUCCUGGUGACCAGCUACAGACGUGACCCAGUUAUCACUCGGUUGCUCAAUAACACCCGGAUUCAUAUCAUGCCAACAAUGAAUCCUGAUGGAUUUGAAGCAACGAAAGUGCCUGAUUGCUACUACUCACAAGGAAGGUACAACAAGAAUGGAGAAGAUCUGAACAGAAACUUCCCUGAUGCCUUUGAGAGUUACAACGUCAGCAUUCAGCCAGAGACUCUAGCAGUGAUGAACUGGAUAAAGAAUGAAACGUUUGUUCUUUCAGCAAACUUGCACGGGGGUGCCCUGGUUGCCAGUUACACCUUCGAUAACGGGAACACAGUUACCGGCUCUUCAGAAGGCUACAGCAAGUCUCCAGAUGAUGAUGUCUUUAUUCAUCUGGCAAAAACCUAUUCUUACAACCAUGCCAGCAUGUACAAAGGGACUGGGUGUGACAACAGGCAAACCUUUCCAGAAGGCAUAACCAACGGGUAUUCUUGGUACCAGCUGGAAGGUGGAAUGCAAGAUUACAACUAUGUCUGGGGACAGUGCUUUGAAAUUACAUUGGAGCUGUCAUGCUGUAAAUAUCCUCCAGAAGACCAGCUGGAAAAGUUCUGGAGAGACAACAAAGUUGCUCUGAUUGAAUACAUAAAACAAGUACACCUAGGUGUCAAAGGUCAAGUUACUGAUAAGCAUGGGAAUCCUGUUCCCAACGCCAUCGUGGAAGCGGAAGGCAGGCGUCACGUCUGCCCCUACAGAACAAACGAGCAGGGGGAGUACUUCCUCCUCCUCCUGCCCGGAACCUAUGUCAUCAAUGCUACAGUACCGGGGUUUAAGUCGAUGCUGAAGACUGUGGAAAUACCUGACAAUACUGGUAACUUCAGUGCUGUGACACAAGACUUCUCUUUCUCAGAAGUCACUCUCAGAUCAAAAGCUGCUUCAUGUCCCAAAACUCCCCUCUACCAAGAGCUCGAGUGGGCUUCGGCUGCAGUAAGGCCAACUCUACACAUCUUGCUUUUAAUGACAGCUAUACUUGUAAUUUUCAAAUAAAGUCAGGAAUGACGGG